This is a messenger RNA of Paramuricea clavata, 825 nucleotides long. Lineage: Eukaryota; Metazoa; Cnidaria; Anthozoa; Malacalcyonacea; Plexauridae. The record is from the annotation of a GenBank genome assembly.
AUGAGCCACGCAAAUUGGUUAUCGCCUUCUUUCCCCGCGGAGUAUACUCGCUACGAUUUACUCCAUCGGUUUAACUUAGGAACUCGAGGUUUGCCUUCUUCGGCGAGCCUAUCCCAUGAAGAUGGUAUACACUACACAGCAUACCCUAACAUGGUUUCCCCAGGUGUUUUAAUCGACGAAGACGGCGAAAGAGCGAGUGAAGCAGAGAAUAUGGGAUCAAAACAUUACUAUACCGGCAGUGAUGUGAAACCCCCCUACUCGUAUAUUGCCCUAAUCACGAUGGCGAUAGAAAACUCGCAAAACAAGAUGCUCACAUUGAGCGAGAUUUACGAAUAUAUUAUGACCCGUUUUCCAUACUUUCGUAAGAACCAGCAAAAGUGGCAAAAUUCAAUACGACAUAACCUGAGUCUAAACGAUUGUUUCAUCAAAGUACCCCGAAGUAUGUUUGGUAAACCAGGGAAAGGUAAUUUCUGGAGUUUACAUCCAGCUUGUGGAAAUAUGUUUGGGAAUGGCAGCUUCUUGAGGCGACCUAAAAGAUUUAAAUGUCAUCCACCAAAAUCAUCCAACGAUCCUGCAUUUGUACACCAUGUUGAUUCCUAUCAUCAUUUUAGUCUGUUCAGUACAAUGCAUCGUCACACGGCUCAGCACAGAUUCUCGCCUUAUGUAGUGAAACCAUUUCAACACAUUCUCACUCCUGCCUGUUCUCUACGGCAAGCCUAUUCCACGAGUUUUGCCUUAAAUAACGAACAGAACACGAACAAUUUCUCGAAGAAAGGAUUCAGCGUCCACGAAAUUAUGGACAAAGCUGAGGAUAGUGAGUUAUAA